Molecule: messenger RNA, 1251 nt
Organism: Daldinia loculata
Lineage: Eukaryota; Fungi; Ascomycota; Sordariomycetes; Xylariales; Hypoxylaceae
Product: ubiquitin-conjugating enzyme E2-16 kDa
Exons: 6
Coding region: 257-700 (147 amino acids)
Biological process (GO): ubiquitin-dependent protein catabolic process; protein polyubiquitination
Cellular component (GO): nucleus
Molecular function (GO): ubiquitin conjugating enzyme activity
Source: RefSeq, a predicted model, not a curated record
UCAUUCCGUCACCUGAAAGACCUGCCUGACUUUCCCUUUUCCCCCGCUACCAACCCUUUCGUAUCUACAGUCACCAUCAAACAAUCAUUUCGACAACGAUAAUCAUAAUAACAACGACACCACAUCCUGUCCUCAUUCAUAUCCUCAACUUUGACCGUAGUCAUCCGGACUUCCAUCCUCUGUUGAUCUCUUCUGUAGAGAUACCGCUGCCGGCCAAAACAAGAAACCGCAAACUCACAACCCACACCUCUACGAAAUGGCGUUGAAGCGAAUCAACAAGGAACUCACAGACCUGGGCCGUGACCCCCCUUCAUCAUGCUCUGCUGGUCCCGUUGGUGAAGAUUUGUUCCACUGGCAAGCGACGAUCAUGGGACCGGGUGAUUCGCCAUACUCUGGAGGUGUCUUCUUCCUCGCAAUCCACUUCCCGACAGACUACCCGUUCAAGCCUCCUAAGGUCAACUUCACAACUCGUAUCUACCACCCGAAUAUCAACUCUAAUGGAAGCAUCUGCUUGGACAUCUUGAGGGACCAAUGGAGCCCGGCGUUGACCAUCUCUAAAGUGCUCCUGUCAAUCUGCUCUAUGCUUACCGACCCUAACCCCGACGACCCUCUCGUCCCCGAGAUCGCCCACGUUUACAAGACCGACCGGGCAAGAUAUGAAGCUACGGCCCGCGAGUGGACUCGCAAGUAUGCCAUCUAAGAUAACGAGUAAGGAGAAUUCGCUGGCGAAGAAUGACGCUUGGCAUCGGAGGUAGUGAGCAUAGCACUUAUCGGUAGCGAUACUGGAAGGGACAUGGAUUUUUUCUUCCAACCUAGGCAAUACGAUCUGCAUUCACCAGUGUCUGUCCAUUCGUCGUUAUGGUUUAGUGUGCCUCUUCAAUGAACAUUAGAGCACAUGCUUUCGGGAGUGGAAUGAGAAUGACUUGCUAAGGAGGAUGAAGUUCUACGAAAGACAUGAUAUGUUGGAGUGAUCUGGAGGAACUCUCUGGCUUUACAUUUUAGUCCUCCUUUACAUUCAUCACAGAUUUGUUUUAAUGCAUUCACGUUUCCCUUUUCACUUGCCCGUAUGUUACUUGUGGAGUCAAUUAAUAAGCUCUAGGGCUUAUUAUGGCCUGAAUAGUCUGAAGAACUCUUCGGAUUCCUAUAGAUGCUAUCCCAACUAGUGACAGCUGACAGCCCAUACGAUGAAUAGUAAUUAAUGUCAAGCCUUGAGAAGGAUUAUUAGGGUUUGCCAUUAUAAGUCGAGUCACC